Molecule: messenger RNA, 2499 nt
Organism: Neurospora tetrasperma FGSC 2508
Lineage: Eukaryota; Fungi; Ascomycota; Sordariomycetes; Sordariales; Sordariaceae
Exons: 4
Coding region: 1-2409 (802 amino acids)
Biological process (GO): transcription initiation at RNA polymerase II promoter
Cellular component (GO): transcription factor TFIID complex
Molecular function (GO): protein binding; RNA polymerase II general transcription initiation factor activity
Source: RefSeq, a predicted model, not a curated record
AUGUCCAACCCCCCACCAGCAAACACCGGCCAGGCGCCGGGAGGUGCCACAUAUGGCGGUGGCCAACAACAUCAACAACAACCUCAGUCUACUACUGGUGGUGCGCCAACGACGGGAGGCACAGGAGGAACAGGAGCCGCAGGGACGACCUCGACGAGCAGUACGGCGCCCACACCUCAGAAUUUGAAUCAGAUAGUUACGGACUACCUUAAGAAGAAAGGGUUCACCAAGACCGAAGCCGUUUUCCGUCAAGAAACAGCCCAUCUCGGGCCUGACGGCAGGCCCGCGCAGCGCAACGAGGAGAACGGACCGCGAAAGUAUUUAAAGGCGUUCAUCUUGCUCCGAGAUUGGAUCGAGAAUAACUUGGACAUCUACAAGUUCGAGCUAAGGAAGCUCUUGUGGCCUGUCUUCGUUUACUCCUACAUCGAGCUCGUUUCCACGGGGUAUGUGGAAGAAGCAAAGCACUACCUGGCAACACUACGACCUCACUUUGACGCUGUCCAUCGUGAGGCGUUAGACCUAUUUACGACAGUCACCCUUCCACAACAUAUUCGCGAAAACCAAACAAUCAAACUCUACCGGGAGAACAAGUAUCGCAUCCCGCUCAACCAGUCACUUUCUGGCAACCUCUUCCACUUUCUCGAGCGCGAGGCGGAUGCUGGCGGCUCAACAAUCACAUUUAUCCUCCAAACCUUCUGCCAAGUAGACGUCAGCGCAAGAGGGCCCAUCGAGCCAUUCAGCUUUGAGGCUAUCUACCGACGAACUCAUAAUCUAGAUCUUGAUGAGAUUGACCAGCUCGAAGGCAUUCCUGGUGUUUUCACCGGUGUUACAAACAGAGACGUUCUCGACUCAUCAGCACCGCUGAAGCUCGGCCCUCUUCCAAUGGAACCUGAAUUGCGAGAAGACGUACGGGCAGAACUUGAGGACGAGGACCAGCGACAUCCACCAGUAGAGGGCAGGUCCACACUCGUGGAGGAGUUCGAUCAGCGGAUCAAGCGAGAAGAAAGUGCCGACGCUCCCUCGAGAACAGACCUCCCUCUUCCACCAUCUCGAGCUAGGGACGUCGUAAUGGAGAUGCAAAAAGUUCGAGAAAAUCGGGACCGGUUCAAGAUCGAGGGUCGGACUGGCGGUGCGGGUGUUCCUGUCUCGGCCUGCAUGUUCACGUUCCAUAACAGCUUGGGGAGCGUGUCAUGUAUGGACUUUUCCAAUGACCACGAGCUCGUGGCUGUCGGAACUAUGGACUCUUAUAUCCGCGUCUGGUCUAUGAAUGGAAAGCCAUUAAAAUCAUCUGUAGCCAGCGAGAAGGAUCUACAAGUCAACAACCGGAAGCUGAUCGGCCACUCCGGUCCGGUCUACGGUGUGUCUUUCUCGGAUUCCAUUGCCAACCUGGACCGUAAUGUCUUCCCAGAAGCCGACGGGGCCAAGCCUGAUACGAGCACCAAGCUACUUGUAUCAUGCUCGGCGGACGGUCAAGUCCGCCUUUGGUCCCUCGACCACUGGGCAUGUCUAUGCAUCUACAAGGCCCACGAUGGCCCCGUCUUCCGCGUCCUUUGGGGUCCUCACGGUCAUUACUUCGCGACUGGCGGCUGGGACAAGACCGUCCGCGUGUUCGCGCAAGAUAGAGCCUCUGCACUGCGCAUUAUGGUCGGACAUGAUACGCCCAUCUCAGCAAUCGCGUGGCACCCGAACGGAACGUACAUCUUCUCGGCAUCGGACGACACCGACAAGUCCAUCCGCAUGUGGUCGGUGGUGACAGGCAAUUGCGUCCGCAUCUUCACGGGCCACACGGACUACAUCAGCGCGUUGCAAUGCGCGCCGAACGGAAAGAUCCUCGCCAGCGCCGAUACGGGUGGAAACAUUUUCUUCUGGGAUAUUGCCAAGGGCGCGCGUAUUAAGCGGUGCCGCGGCCACGGCAAGGGUGGUAUUCCGUCACUAAGCUUCAGUGCCGAGUCGAGCGUGCUCGUGUCAGGAGGCUUGGAUGGCACCGUGCGGCUGUGGGAUGUGGAGUUGCCGGCCGAUCCCAGCAAGAGCAGCCAGCUUGCUAUCACGAGUAGCGGUGCGGCGGUUGGAGGAGGCGCAUCUGGUCAACAGGCGGAUGGUGCUGCGACUGGCGACAGCAUCGCUGUGGCGUCUGGCGGAGGUCCCAACGGUAAUUCGAUCACCGUGGGUGGCACUGGUUCUGCGGCUACACCAGCAGCUGCCGCUAAUGCUACCGGCAACACUGGCACCGCCAGCGGCAGCGCUAAUGGCAGCAGCGGUGCGGUUACAGGGAAGAAGAAGGGCAAGGAGGUGCAGAUCACACCUGAUCAAAUCAGCGCGUUUGCGACCAAGAAAACUCCUGUUUUGAAGGUGCAAUUUACGAGAAUGAACCUUGUGGUUGCGGGCGGAUGCUAUGAUCCUGAGCGUUAGGAGGUUCAGGAUCAGCGGUCCUUGUAGGAACCCAGGGAGCCAUGGCAAUAUUGGCAGGAAAGGUCUUGUUUUCCAACGUGAAGUAGGUUG